AUGACAGAGCUGCCCUCUAAGCAGAGAGCUAUUGUCGCUCUCGAUGAUGGUAGUCUAGAUCUUCGCAACGAUGUGGAAGUUCCUGUUUUGGAGGAAGAUAUGAUUCUGAUCAAGAAUGCCUUCGUCGCUUUGAAUCCGAUUGAUUCCAAAAUGGUUGGCAAACUGGCAAGCCCUGGCGCCAUUGCUGGCAUGGACUUUGCCGGGGAAGUUGUCUCUAUCGGCUCAAAGGUUCAGACUGCCGCACCGAUCAAGCUCGGGGAUCGGGUUUGUGGAACCGUGCCAGGAAUGCACUCACUGACCCCUACAGUUGGAGCCUUUGCAGAGUUUGUCGGCGCGACGGAUCUUACUACGAUCAAAAUACCGGAGGGUAUGUCCUUUGAACAAGCUGCAACGUUGGGAAGUGGAAUCGGGACUGUUGGGCUCGCAUUGUUCAGAUCAUUGGACGUUCCUGGUUCGCCGAAGUCCCCGUCCAGCAAGCCUGUAGAGGUUCUUGUAUACGGCGGCAGCACUGCAACCGGCACCCUGGCGAUACAGUUACUGAAAUUGUCGGGGUUGAGCCCAAUAGCUACCUGCUCACCAAGCAAUUUUGAACUGGUCAAAUCGUACGGAGCCACAGCAGUAUUCGAUUAUCACCAGGAAACUUGCGCAGACGACAUACGAAAAUUCACCCGAAACUCACUCAAGUUUGUCCUCGAUUGCAUCUCAGAGCCCGAAACUAUGCAAUUUUGUUACAAAUGUCUCGGCAGGUCUGGAGGCAAGUACACGGCUUUGGAACCCUUCCCAGAAUUCCUCCAUACCCGACCAAAGACAGUUGUGCCGGACUGGGUCCUUGGCCCGACACUCCUUGGGAAAAAGUUGAGCUGGCCGGAGCCAUUUGGUAGACCUGGUGGAGAUCAAGAAUCCCGCAAGUUUGGGUUUGAGUGGUUUGGACUUGUGCAGGAACUAUUGAAUGAGGGCAAAUUGAAGACACAUCCGCACAGGGUCGUCGGUGACAGCCUUGCUGGAGCUCUAGAUGGGCUUGAGCUUCUCCGUAACAAAAAGGUUUCUGGGCAGAAACUCGUCUGCCGUGUUGUUUAA
Molecule: messenger RNA, 1077 nt
Organism: Aspergillus clavatus NRRL 1
Lineage: Eukaryota; Fungi; Ascomycota; Eurotiomycetes; Eurotiales; Aspergillaceae
Product: zinc-binding alcohol dehydrogenase family protein
Exons: 2
Coding region: 1-1077 (358 amino acids)
Molecular function (GO): oxidoreductase activity, acting on NAD(P)H
Source: RefSeq, a predicted model, not a curated record